ACCAGAACCCAACAGAACCACCACGGGACCAGAACAGAGGAACCAAGAUGGACUAUGAGCCGAAGAAAUCCAAGAAGGGUUUCGUCUCGCCCAUCAAGCGCCUGGUCUGGUCCAAAUCCAGCCGGCGGCCGGCGGAUCGAGGCAGCGUUUACCGCCGGCCGCUGCACACCGUGCCCCUGUACGCCCCCGACUACCUCAUCCACCCCGAGAGGCUCAUCUUCGACUACGUGGAGAAGGAGGUCAAGUUCCUCGGCCACCUGACCUGGGUGUCGGUUUCGCUGAACCCGUCCAGUCGAGACGAGCUGCUGCAGCUGCUGGACGCGGCCAGGCAGCUGAAGGUGCUGCCGCUGAAGACCAGCGUGGACCAGGACUGCAUCCUGAGUCUGUCGGCCCGCUGCCUGCUGCUCACCUGGAGGGACAACGAGAAGCUGCUGAUGAGGAUCCCGACGCACGAGAUCGCCGCCGCCUCCUACCUGAGGGACGACGCGCUGCACCUGCUGGUCCUCAAGACAGGUUUGAACGUGGACACGGUGGUUGCCGGGGACGACAGCCUGGACAGGAAGAAGCCGACGGGCGUCGACGGCCGGCGUCAAACCAUGAGCUGCAACGCCGACCCGCGACCAGCGGGGGGCACCAUGGAGCGGCGACACACCAUCUGCGGGGUCGACUGGAGGCCCUCGCUGUCCAGGAGCAGCCACGACAAGAACCAGAACGUGGAGCGAGGAGGAGGUGGUGGAGGAGGCGAGAGGGGAGGAGGAGGCAGCCUGGAGAGGAAGCGGGUCGGGGGCAGCUGGGAGAGGAGGCAGCAGACCCGCAAGACCGGCGGCAGCUGGGAGAACCGCCGGGCCCGACCCGUGAGCGGCAGCUGGGGGGUGGGAGGCGGAGGCAGCUGGGAGAGGAGGCACGGGGGAGGUGACAGCUGUCUGAGCGACAUGUCCUACAGCUACGACCCCGAGUUCAGCUGCUGCAGCUCCUACGACGGCUCCCAGGAGGCCUUCGAGCUCUACUACAGCGAGACGUACAGCGAGAGCUCGUCGCUGUCGCUGCAGGACUCUCGUCGCAGCUUGGCGUCGGUGAGCGACGGAGGCGACAGCAACCCGGCGCUGCUGCUGAUGCAGGAGUACAUGAUCACACUGCGUAACAAGCUGGGUCCGGCGGAGCUGCAGCACUUUGCGGUUCUGCUCAGAGAGUACCGGCUGGGAUCCAACAUCGACCACUUCUGCUCGGAGCUGCUGCAGCUGUACGGCGACGACCGCAAGUUCCUGCUGCUGGGAAUGCGUCCGUUCAUCCCGGACAAAGACGUCGGCGCCUUCGAGGGUUUCCUGGAGAGCAUCGGGAUCCGAGAAGGCGGGAUUCUGACCGACAGCUUCGGACGAAUCAAGCGCAGCAUGAGCAGCACGUCGGCCACGGCCAUGAGAGGCAGCUACGACGGCUGCUCUCAGGCUUCUGGGUCUCAGGAGUUCAACCGACGGAUCACCGACAUCACCCACGACAUCCAGGCGCUGGGCUUCCAGGACACCCACGGAGACAUCGAGGAGGAGGACUACUACCUCUGACGGGCUCAGAGCGCCGGCGUCCUGCCCGAGUGCCUCUGAGCAGCGCAGCGCCAACACUCAGCUCACGGUCUCGUCAUUAACACACAGAAACAACCCACACUGAAUCACAGGAAACUGCAGAAAGAUGAGCCGAGAACACGUCAGAUUUAAGUAGAAACCUGAGACCAGAGCUCGUUUUAGUCACAAACAGUAAAUCAGCAUCAAAUAUUACAGAUUUAACUUUGUCAGAAUGCUUCAAUGUGUUUAAAAAGUGCAAAAAAAUAAAGAAAAACAGAAGGAAUAUUAAA
Messenger RNA from Stegastes partitus (bicolor damselfish), 1843 nucleotides. It is a transcript of the gene ccm2l, whose product is annotated as CCM2 like scaffold protein. Gene Ontology annotation, biological process: heart morphogenesis. The transcript is spliced from 10 exons. The record is from RefSeq and is a predicted model, not a curated record. Lineage: Eukaryota; Metazoa; Chordata; Actinopteri; Pomacentridae. The coding region runs from base 48 to 1556 and encodes 502 amino acids.